This is a messenger RNA of Necator americanus (New World hookworm), 1770 nucleotides long. RefSeq lists its product as uncharacterized. The record is from RefSeq and is a predicted model, not a curated record. Lineage: Eukaryota; Metazoa; Nematoda; Chromadorea; Rhabditida; Ancylostomatidae. Bases 1 to 1770 code for a protein of 589 amino acids. The transcript is spliced from 16 exons.
AUGACACCAGCUGAUCUGAUUGACACGGCGACUACUUGUCGAUUACGAAAACCAGCUGGACGAGUAGCGCUGAGAGGGCGUGAAACGAAGAGACGCAGCGCACGAACAAAGACGGAGGAGAACAAGGGCAGCAGCCACAACAAGAAAAUGCGCGCCAUCUGCCGAAACUUCCGCCGGCCGGAGUUCUGCUCUGCCACUCUCGCACCUCACAACUCUACAGCAUCCGCUACUCAGCCGCAAAGCCGUACAUUUGCGGAAUUAUCCGUGACAAUCUUGGAAUUUAUUAUCGAAGAAGAACGUAUGCGACCUCGGCGGCAUUCAGUGGAUAGUGAGACAUCAAGUGAUUCGUGGUCUGUAAUACAGAAGAACGUGGAGCAUCGUGAGCACUCGGGUGACGAAAUCGAGUUUGAGCCGUCGGAUUCCGAAGAGUGGGACAGCGACAAGGAGACAGAUGACAGCGAAAAGAGUGACGAUGAGCAUGGUGACUCACUAGAGGAGUUCGAUGAGUCCUGUGCCACAGAUGACGAUGGUGGUGAUUGUGAAAUUGUUAAUGAAGACGAAGCCAUGGAGGGGAGCGGCUGUCGCUACUACAUACCGUCGGAGAAGAUUUGCAGGUCGCUGGAUUUACUUGAUGCGGAAUGCUGUUCGAACUUCGACGAAGUGAUACGAUUUGUAUUUCCAUCGAAGAGAGAUGCAACUCGGGCUGUCGCGCUCAUCUUCUUCGUUGCAUCCACAGCACUUCUUUUGGCGAGGAGCCCGCGUCUAGCCGAGAUCGACGAAGAUCACUCGACUGAGGUUUUUGCUUCCGGUCUGCAGAGCCGGGAGGACCUCGGGCGAGAUUUUGCUCCGUUGCUUCGCCGUCGACGUCGCUCUAAUUUCUCUGAAACGUGUAACCGCUGGCAGGUGUCUGUUUGGUCAGCAACUCCGUCAUGGAGCACGGCGGAACCAGCAACAGUCCCUGCCACGUUACUUCCUGCUAUUUUCAAUUCUUCGCCAACAGUAGAGAUCAAUGAAGACGGAUUCUUUUCACGUCCUACAAUGAGGGUUUCCGCGAUCUCCAUUUCUCACUAUGCUAAGCCUCGAAACGUGUGUCGGCAGGAGGACGUUCGUCGUCGACGACCAACGGCUGCGUUCGCUUCGAUUUCCGACGAGAUCAACGCUAACUCAUGGAUCGCCGCGCCGUAUCUGCUCGCCGCUCCGAUAUCGAUCUCUCGGAUGGCUAAGCAGCGGCGCGACGUCUGCAACCAGCAAGUGAGGCGUGAAAAAGCGUCGCCUUCGCCAAGGACUGGUCGCGCGCAGAAGGAAAUUCAUUCUUUGAAACUCCAAGAUCCACUGAAAAUGCUUACCGGACGACGUCUACCUAGAAUCGCAUACAAGAAGGCGCCAUGCGUCGCUUACAAAGAUCUUAAGUCCGUCCCCAAUCGUCGUCCACCCAAACGCCCAUUUUCUUCCAAGAAACUGAUGCAUGGUCCAUGUUAUUCUGUCUCUCCACCAUGUAUCGAUAAAAAUGCAACCACGAAGCGCUACAAAGGCGUUAAAGCAGUUCUGACUCGUUCAACGAACAGACAACUGGCCACAUACAAAAAACGCCCACCAAUGCCAUCCUUGCCUCGUUUACACCGACCCUGUGUGGACAAUAAAGACGUGGUGAAGUGCUGGAAAACACUCGACCAACGGCUCGAACUCCAACCGAACUACCGCAGCACAAAGAAGCACCUCGAUUGGUUCACACGACGUGGUCAAAUCAGAGCCGAUAAUCGGCGACUUUAA